GUAGCUUCCGUUCGAUUGUAAACACUAACCUGAGGACUCAGCCUGAGUUAUGUACCAUCUGCGAACAGCAGAAUCACACCGGCUGUCAUUUUUGAAACACCACAGUCUCUGUUCUCGUGUUUAAUACGGAGCACAUCUACUCUGCUCGACCAUGUCGUUCCUCCGGACCGCGGCUAUCAGCGGCAGAGCUCUGGCCGUUCUGCGUUGGGGGCUAGCCGGCUACACCGCCUCUAGAACGACCGCUACGUACAUCCAGGGCCAGAGCCCCGAACCACGUAUCCGAGAAUACUUCUACUAUGUCGACCAUCAAGGACAGCUUUUCCUCGAUGACACCAAAGUGAAAAACUUUGUCACCUGUUUUAAAGAUAAGGAGUUCCUGGUCUUCUUCUUCAGUCGUCUGCGUUUGAAUCAAAGUGGACGUUAUGAGGAGGAUUUCCCCUUCCUGUCCCUGUGCGGCAGGGAGAGGAAUUUCCUGCGCUGUGAUGACCGACCUGUGGUCUUCACCCACCUGCUGCAGAGUCCUUCUGGACCUCAGAGCAAGCAGGAGCUGCUGUCGUACUGUGGUGGUGUGGAGAAGCUCUCCGUCCCAUUCCGCCCAGAGGCACUGUACAUGCAUCCUGUCAGCGGGCGGGUUUACCAUCCCUGUUCAGAGCGCUCAGGAGGGGUCGGCCUGGUCAGGUCGGCUCUGGCCAUCGACCUCAGCCCCUUCUUUGUCUAUGUGCGGGAGAGUGACCAGUCAGGACAGCCUACAUACUUUGUGUGGGGAGGGCAGAAACACAGGCUGACCAAUGAGCUUGCAGGAUUCUUCCCUGCAGCUGAGCAGGGAGGUGGGCAGCAAGGAGAAGUGGGAUAAUGUCCACAUAUGGUCAAAGGUGUAUUUUAGACUAUGAAAUAUUAUUGCGUGCAAUUCUUACAGAACAUCAGCUUCCAGUGCUGCUGCUGAAACGAGAUAUACUCAUAGCUGUGAUCAGAGUUUGUUAGUGAUUCCAGACUGAGUUAAAAUCUCAGUGAUGGGAUGUGUGAGAAAUGAGGUUCACUAAUGAAUAAUUUUUCCACAAUUUUUUAUUUUUUUGGCUUAAAAACAAAGUGUUUUUUUGUCUCCUUGUUUGAGGUGGCAGCUCUUUAAUGGCAUUUAAUUUGAAUUCCAUUUAUGGUCCUGAAGAGACAAAGUCAUCCAAAAAGUCAAAAGAGCGUUCAGCAGAGCAACGCAGUGGUUGGCGCUGUCGCCUCACAGCAAGAAGGUACCUGAUUCAAGUCUGAGAAGGAACUUUUCUGUGUGUUGUUUGCAGUCAUGGUCUUCCUGUGCAUGUGUGGGCUUCCUCCCACAGUCCUAAGACAUGCAUGUUGGGCCAAUCGGUGAUUCUAAACUGGUCAUGGAUGUGAGGUAGAUGACGUGCACACAAUAAAGUUCUGUAUGAAUGUAUGGUUACAAUGUGACUUGCAGUUUAAAGUGCUUUGAGUGCUGUGUAAAUGCAGAUACAUUCUGUCAAGGAAAAGUCUGAACAUGAUUCUGUUUAUAGAUUUUUUUUUUUUUUUUUUGGUGCUGUUCUGUAUUCAAUCUCCAAACAUAAUAUGGAAAAUAUGAAUAUAUUUAGAAUGUAGAUUUAUUCAUACUUCAGUUAGGAAAUCCACUAAUUAAGCUGUUCUGAGGAAAGUUGAAGAGAAAUCCAAGUUAUUCUAUUACAGGAGUGGUGAUUUACAAUUGAGGUUGUUUAGCUAUUGUAUAUAUUGUAUUAUAUUUAUAGUAUUUGGAUGCCUGCAGAUGGAAUUUAUCCUUUUGCUAACUUGGGUACAUUUCUGUUAGAUUAAUAUGUGUUCUCCCUUCUCAAAUAAACUUGAUACAGAUUCAUUCACUGUAUGAAA
Archocentrus centrarchus (flier cichlid) is the source of this 1863-nucleotide messenger RNA. It is a transcript of the gene c4h8orf82, whose product is annotated as chromosome 4 C8orf82 homolog. Lineage: Eukaryota; Metazoa; Chordata; Actinopteri; Cichliformes; Cichlidae. The record is from RefSeq and is a predicted model, not a curated record. The coding region runs from base 152 to 853 and encodes 233 amino acids. The transcript is spliced from 3 exons.